AUAAAUAUAAAAUAUAAACAAAUACUACAUAUUACAAAAUAUAGCUAUGUCUUGGACUACUGAGGAUAAAAGAAUGCUUCUUGCGAUAUUACAAGAAUAUGGAGCUAGCGAUUUGGGAUUGAUCCAACAGAAAAUGCCUCAUAAGUCAAUUAGCGAGAUACGAUAUAUUUGUCACAAACAUACCAAUCUGGCUCUAAACAAAUGGCUUCAUGAGAAAGACAAAAAAUAUGACAAAAAUAAUUCUGUAAGAAAUUGGCUGGAUAUUUUGAAAAAAUUUAGUAAUAAAACAGGACCAGUACAUGAUAUAAUCCCAAGAGUUCUAAAAUACAUCGCUUUGUAUGAGAAAAGAACAAAUACCACUCACAUAAAUUUAAGGGACUGCUACUUGGUGCUUUCUGAUAUUUCAAAUGGAACAGCUUCAAAAAAGUUGGACGACAGUAGCCAAUAUUUUUUAUUUCAGUGUUUAAUAAAAUUGGCAGAGGCGUUAAGAUCUGAAGGUAUUGAAUCAUAUAAACAUUAUCUUAGGUCUUUGGAGAGUUUUGCAGAUCUAUUCAAAGAUGAUGUUAAAGCUAAAUGUAAAAAUAGUAAAGGUGUGCUCAAUCCAUUGCGUGUGCCUGGAGAUCUUUUAAAAAUGACAGAGGUGGAUAAAAAUAUCGAUGUUUUUGAGGACAUCCCCUCAAAGCUUAAGGUGGACCUAAAUGAUGGCUUUCUACAAUUCAAAUAAACCACCUAGGAUCGGUGAGGAUUAAAGCCUUUGGGAAUAACAUAAUAUAAAAAAUGCAUUUGAUGUAGCUUAAAAUGUGACAAAAUAGUUAAGAUGUCUGUCAGAAUAUGAUUUAGAAUAUAGGUAACAUUUCAAUUCUGAAAUUUUGUGAAAACUUCCAGAUAUCUUACAUUAUAACUAGCACUGAAUUGUACAUAUAACUAUAAAUUGUCGUUGCAUGGGGUCUUCUGCACUUUUUUUUAUUAAAAUAAAUAUGAAACUCC
Messenger RNA from Anoplophora glabripennis (Asian longhorned beetle), 987 nucleotides. RefSeq lists its product as uncharacterized. The transcript has 5 exons. NCBI's taxonomy places the organism in Eukaryota, Metazoa, Arthropoda, Insecta, Coleoptera, Cerambycidae. The coding region runs from base 47 to 724 and encodes 225 amino acids. The record is from RefSeq and is a predicted model, not a curated record.